This is a messenger RNA of Aureobasidium subglaciale EXF-2481, 698 nucleotides long. RefSeq lists its product as uncharacterized. The record is from RefSeq and is a predicted model, not a curated record. The transcript has a single exon. Bases 90 to 557 code for a protein of 155 amino acids. Lineage: Eukaryota; Fungi; Ascomycota; Dothideomycetes; Dothideales; Saccotheciaceae.
CGGCAAGGCACGCCUCUCUUCUUACCUGCAUUUUACGCCUAUCCUCAAUAGACAUACAGUAGUCGGGCACGGGAAUGAGAGGCUUGAGGAUGCGUCGUGGUAAAGUUGCGGAAACAGAGGUUCUGCGGGAGGUGCCUGGAAGUAUGGUUAAUCGCCACUUGUCGCGAGCAAACAAGAGCAGCACGCAUCACCGAGACUUUCAAGUGCUUGCCAUGAUGUUGGCACCACUUUUUGACAUGCACUUGAAAGUCAACCCACUCUUCUCGACCACGUCCGAGAGAUUAGUGAGAAGCUGUCACUUAAAGCCUUCAGUGAGCACGUUGAAGAAGUUCUUCACCAAGCUGGACUGUCUUCACGAAUUCACGAAUAAAUGCAAAGGCACAUCACGCGACGGCUCGAACAUCACGCACACAGCUCAAGGCUGGUCAAGUUGUGAUCUCUCAAAUUGUGCAGUAUUGCGAAAUCAUUAUAUCGUCGCAAGGAAGGUUCAAGCGACAAAGCCACAUCUGCGUCCACAUAUAUUCUCCGGAGCCAAUCACUAUGCAUGCAUUCGCUAGAUGCAAAAGCGGCCAAGAUGGCAGAGAUCCGAACAGAAAUAGCAUCCGGAGAUUUUGCUUGCUGUACGUGCUGCUUCCUUGACACCGGGAUGUGAUGUAAAUGCCCUCUGCUUGUCACUCUCGUUGCCCGUAGGAUCGUGC